Molecule: messenger RNA, 3454 nt
Organism: Penicillium brasilianum
Lineage: Eukaryota; Fungi; Ascomycota; Eurotiomycetes; Eurotiales; Aspergillaceae
Source: the annotation of a GenBank genome assembly
UAGCCAUUGACCAUUCAGGAACCAGGGCUAAUCAUGCCCGGAAGGGAUACAUUAAAAAUACAUUUUAACAAACAAAAUCGAAAAACAAGGCUCCGAACUCAAUGUCGAGUCUUUAACCUCGAAAUUGGCCGAUUUCCACCGCCCCAUCUGAUAAGCGCCAAUCUGCUCCGAGACGAUCCUCUUCCGGCCGGAAGGGAAACAGUGGACUCCAGCACUCCAACCGACAACACCUCCCCUCCAGGUCCUCGGCCCUGAUAUUGGCCAUGCAGUCCAUGCCAUUGCUCCUGCGGCAAUCGCUUCGGUCCAGCCUACAACUCACGCGCACAACCGCCCGACCAGUGCAAGUGCCUCAUCUCCGCCCGACACCUCCGAGCGCUUUUCCCGCGAAGUCGACAACUCGGAGCUUCUCUGCCUGCCUUCAAUGCCAGUUUCGACGGCUGCCGGGGUCAUACUCCCCUAUCGACGAGAAGGAUAAGACAGCAGCGGAGAUAGAGAAGAUCGUUCAGGCUUCGAGGGAGGGUGUUGUGCCUGAUGGUGUUCCCGGCACGGCUGCGGCUGCGGGGAGUCCUCGUGUGAGCUCCACGGAGACCGAGGUGCCUCCAGCAGCACAGACACAGACGAAGAUAGAUGAUAAGAUAUUACUGGAGGGAAAUGGGUCUGAGGGAGUGCAGGGAAAGGCGCAGAACACGAAUGCUGAGGGCACGCAGAAAGGCGGGUUACCCUCUUACUUGGAGGACCGCCGGUCACAAUUGUCGAAGCAAUUCACAACGAUGAUGGAUAACCUGCAAUCCAAUGUCUUCGUAGCUGGGCAGCGUCUGAAUGACUUGACUGGCUACUCCGCCAUUGAGACACUCAAAAAGGAGAUACAAAUACAAGAGGCCCGACUCCGUACAGCUCGUGCACAUGUCCGCAAAGCCAAGGAAGACUACACAUCUGCAAUCAACAACCGCUCCACCUCCCAGCGCGAAGUCAACGAGCUUCUCCAGCGCAAGCACGCCUGGUCCCCAACAGACCUGGAGCGCUUCACCCUGCUUUACCGCAACGACCAUACCAACGAGGUCGCCGAAACAGAAACGCAAGAGGCCCUGUCCCGCGCGGAACGUGAGGCGGAAGAGGCCGCCGCAUCCUUGAAUAAGAGCAUUCUCUCCCGUUACCAUGAAGAGCAGGUGUGGUCUGACAAAAUCCGCCGGAUGAGUACCUGGGGUACAUGGGGUCUGAUGGGUAUGAACGUUCUGCUCUUCCUGGUCUUCCAGAUUGCCGUUGAGCCCUGGCGGCGCCGCCGACUCGUCAAGGGUUUCGAGGAUAAGGUCGUUGAAGCGCUGGAGAAGGAGAAGAGCCUGAACCGCCUUGAAGGUGGUGUUUCCUCGUCCGCUGCCUCGGCAAAUCUCCCCGAAGUCAUCGAUUCUACUGUCGAGUCCUCGAUUGCCUCGUUUGAGUCACCUACCGCAGAGACUGAGGAGCCUGCUGUUAUACCCGUGGUUCCUGCGGCGGAAGCCUCACCUCUUCCCGAACCCAUCGUUGAACAAUCUCUCUACUCUCGUCUUGCUGGCAUCACCUUGUCUCCAAUGUCUCUUGAAUAUUGGCGGCAGGUCUUAGAUGAACUCUUCAGUGAACGCGCCGUGGCCAUCUCACAGCGUGAUGUUACCGUGGCUGCUAUGCAAAGUGCCGCAGCCGGUGCAGCCGUGGUGGGCCUGGUGAUUGCUCUGGUGAGACCUCGGUAAAUAGAUAGCUCUCAAUUGUGUAUAUGACAGACUAUGGGAUCAGCGGGACUGUAUCUUUCCUCUAGAAUCCCGAUCUUGUCAAUUCUUCACAUACACCUAUGAGCCAUUUGGCCAAUCAUGUACAGACGGAGAGAUAGAUCGAAGUGAGUAUCCAGACUCACAUGUACUAUAUUUGAAAUCAUUUCCAUUUUGUGAGCGCAAAUCGUUAUAUAACGUCAUGAACGGACGUCACACUAUGACUACGAAUAGAGAUGUAGUGGAUCUUCCAUCUAAUUAAGAAGCUGAUUCUCAGAAGCACAAAGGAAAUUUCAUGACUAGGCAAUACACGGGACGAUAUAAACACAAGUAUGUACUCAAGAAGGCCGGCGGGAUGAAGUCCUGCUCAUAGCUGCUUUACAGCUAAGAACCAGAAUGUCACUCCUGGAGGUCAACCUUGGAGACCGAGGACACAGGGGGGGAAAAAGAGGCUCAUUUUUUGUCCAUAUUAAAACACGGUCUCUUAAUCUUGACAAGACACACGGCCGCUCUGUCUAAAACAAAAGGAAAAUAAAGAUCACACAAGCACAUACACAGACAAGAUCGACCCAGUCCAGUCAUCAUCUUGACCACCCCAUCCUCACCUUUCCCGGUCUAAAGAAACAAGUUUCCCACCAUGAUUGGCAUAGGUGGGUUCUUUCGGGUUCUAACGGAAUCAAUCACGAGAGAGAUAACGGAAGGGAUUGGAUUCGUUUAACCGAUGACGAGAGUCUCGUCCUCGGGGAAGCUGUAUUGGGGAACCUCGAGGUUCAGGGGAGCGGGACCCUUGCGGAUACGGCCAGAGAUAUCGUAGUGGGAGCCGUGGCAGGGGCAGAACCAGCCGCCGUAGUCACCGGCCUCACCGAUGGGCACACAACCCAAGUGGGUGCAGACACCCAGCAUGACCAGCCAUUCGGCGCGCUGCACACGCUCGUCAUCGGACUGGGGGUCACGGAGGGACUCCCACUUGGUCUCGCGGGCCUCGGUGAUCUCCUCCUGGGUGCGGUGGCGGAUGAAAACGGGCUUACCACGCCACUUGAUGAUAACCUGGAUAAGAGAGACGGAUGUUAGGGAUCAUAGGACUUGAAGGCGAAAGGGGAUUUCCGAGUGUUCGACGUACGUUCUUGCCCUCAGGGAUGGCACCAAGAGCGAUCUCGACCUUGGCCUGGGCGAGGACGUCGGCGGAGGCGGACAUGUUGACGAGGAAGUCUGAGUAAGAAAGCACACGGUCAGUAUGGAAGUUCCAAGCUAUACCUUGUGCACAACCGUUUCCCUCAUUCACUUCAAUCAUCCACAGAUAUUUCCAUCCCAUCCCCCCAAAAGAAUAUAAAGGUUUCACCUACCCUGAACAGUCGCCUUGGCGCCAACAGCGGUAGCCAGACCCAUAGUACCGGCCAUGAAGUAGGAGAAGACCUGGUUAGAGCGAGGAGCAUUGCUGGACUGAUAUUUGCUGAAAUUGGGGAUCUUCAGGGUCGAGCCACGUUCCUUAGCGGUGGCGAAGGGGCUCUCGAACGAGGCCUUCGCAUCGGCGACUCCCCUCCGCUGCUGGCAGGAGGUGACGGCGGCGCGGGAGGUGGACAGCUGCUGGCGGGCGCAAGUGCGCAGCAGAGUGCUGGAAGCGGAGGAGAGCGACAUGGUGAUGCAAUUGACCACAGAGUGGGAUGUUGGACCACAAUUGCGUUGCGUCGAGUGGAGGGCGGGUGAGAAGAGGGAGGGAG